CGCACGUGGAUUGAUUGUUCGCACCUGCUCGCUCCUCAUGACGACAGCUCCUCUUCCAUCACGGCUCUUGGCGAGGAGCGUGGUGCUGAUCGCCGCCAGCGUCGCUGCCUUGGUGUUGUUGCAAUUGCAGUUGCAGCAUGGCUGCUUGGGGGAGGCGGUGUUGGCGGAGGAUGAUGCGGGUGUAUUCCACAUCAACACGAGCGAUCCGAACACGCAACCCGUGUUCCUGAACGGCGUGAGCGUGGACGCGCUGUUUGAGGCAGUGGUGGCGCAGCAGAGCACGCUGCGGGAGCACAAGCAAGCGGUGCAGGCGCAGCAGAGCACCCUCGAUGCGCAGCAGAGCACGGUUGACGCACAGCAGUACCAAGUGGCUGCGCUCCGAGGCAGGGUGUGCCAUGCAAGUGCGACCACGUUCGGGCAAGAAGAGGUCGGCACGUCGGGCAACAAGUGGGUGGGUGCGGCGCUGGCCGACAACGGCCUGAUCUACGCCGCUCCGUUCAACGCAGACGCGGUUCUCAUCAUCGACCCCAGCACCAACACCGUCGACACGACCACCAUCGCGGGGCUUGGGUUGCAAAAGCUCAAGUGGGCUGGCGCCGUCCUGGCACACAACGGGCUCGUGUACAUGUUCCCAUACUCCGCAACGGCCGUGCUCAUCGUCGACCCCGCCACCAACGCGACCGACACCACGAGCGUCGAUACCCUUGAUUCCAACGGCUACAAGUGGUACAGCGGCCUGGUGACAAGCGACGGGCUCGUCCUCGGCAUUCCACGCGAUGCGACAUCCGUGCUCCUCGUCGAUCCAGCAACCAACACGGCCGACAACACAACCUUGUCCGGCCUGUCCACGGACAGUGACAAGUGGUAUGGCGGUGCGCAAGCUCCCAACGGCCUCGUUUACUGCAUGCCGUCCCUGGCUGCUGCCGUCCUCAUCAUCGACCCCGCCUCCCUCACCAUGGACCUGACCACGAUCCAAGGCCUGGGCGCUGUACCGUACAAGUGGCGCGGGGCGGUGCUUGCGGGCAACGGCCUCAUCUACAGCAUCCCCGCGGAGAGCUCAAGCAUGCUCGUCAUUGACCCAGCCACCAACAACGCAGACACGAUUGACAUCGCCGAGCAAACGCAGUCCACGAAAUGGAGUGGCGGCGUGCUUGCUCCCAACGGCAACAUCAUCGGCAUCCCCUUCAGCUCACCGUCCGCCUUCAUCUUCGACCCGGCCACCAACACCUCCGACACAACAACAAUUAGCGGGCUCGAUGGGUCUUUCAAAUGGUUUGACGGCGUGGUCGCUCCAAACGGCCUCAUCUACGGCAUCCCGCGCUUCAUGGACACUGUGCUCGCCAUCGAUCCAAGCUGCUGAACGUGGACGUGUGUUGUGUGUUUGUGUGGUGUGUUGUGUGUGUGUGUGUGUGUGUGUGUGUGUGUGUGUGCGUGGCUGCUUUGCUAGAAUCUGGUCCGGGUUGCUUGCAUCGUAGGCUAUGUUCCCUCGCUUUACUCUGAUCUUGAGACUAGACCACGUCAUGCAAACGUGCACCCAUUCCUUCUUUUCAAGGCACGCGCUGAGCUACAUGCAAUGGCUUCAAUCAACAUGCGUCUUGUCGUGUACUUUGUCACAUAGCAGUUCAGCAAGUGCUCUUGCAAGGGGAAGAUGUUUACGAGUUCUACGAGUUCUUAUCACAGUUGGCCUACG
Molecule: messenger RNA, 1690 nt
Organism: Salpingoeca rosetta
Lineage: Eukaryota; Choanoflagellata; Craspedida; Salpingoecidae
Exons: 1
Coding region: 38-1360 (440 amino acids)
Source: RefSeq, a predicted model, not a curated record